UGGCCAUUCCCCAGAAAGAAGAGGACAAAAUGAAGAAGAGGACGGACACAGUGACGUUCAAGGAUGUGGCUGUGGUCUUCACUGAGGAAGAGCUGGGGCUGUUGGACUCUGCCCAGAGGAAGCUGUACCGAGAUGUGAUGCUGGAGAAUUUCAGGAACGUGGUAUCAGUGGGGCAUCAGUUCUUCACACCAGAUGGUAUACCCGAGUUAGAAAGAGAAGAAAAGCUUUGCAUGGUGAAGACAGUAAUCCAGAGCGGUAACACCUCAGGAGGCAAGAAUCUAAAUGAGAUGGAGACUCUUCAGGAAGUAGGAUUAAGGUACCUGCCACAUGAAGAGCUUUUCUGCUCGCAGAUCUGGCAACAGAUUGCAAGGGAAUUGAUCAGUUGUCAAGAUUCCAUGGUAAAUAUUCAAGGAACUGACUCUUGGUUGGAAAAACAAGAUGAUGUACCCUAUAAAGACAAUGCAUUCAGUAGUCAGAGUUCACAUCUUCAAGAACACCACCGAGUCCACACUGUUGAAAAACACUACAUAGGGGAAGAGUGUGAGAAAAGUUGUAAUUGGGGCUGUCAUCUUCAAAUUAACCAGAGGGCUUAUGCAGGAGAGAAGCCCUACAAAUGUGAAAAAUGUGAUAAGGCCUUCCGUCGGUUUUCAAGUCUUCAAGCCCAUCAGAGAAUCCACAGUAGAGAGAAAUCAUACAAAUAUGAUGCAUCUUGUCAGAGUUUCAGUCAGAGGUCACAUCUUUACCAUCAUCAGAGAGCUCCCACUGGAGAGAAUCUGUACAAAUAUGAGGAGUGUGGGAGGAUUGUCAGGAAAAACUCACAUUGUCAAGCUCCUCCAGUACUUCUUGCAGGAGAGAAACCCUAUAAAUGUGAAGAGUGUGGGGUGCGUUUCAGUCAGCAUUCAUAUCUGCAAGUCCAUCGGAGUGUUCACACUGGAAAGAAACCUUAUAAAUGUGAAGAGUGUGGGAAGAGCUUCAGUUGGCAUUCACGACUACAGGCUCAUCAGAGAAUCCACACUGGAGAGAAACCAUACAAAUGUGAUGCAUGUGGCAAGGGUUUUAGUUAUAGCUCACACCUUAACAUUCAUUGUAGAAUCCACACAGGAGAGAAACCCUAUAAAUGUGAGGAGUGUGGGAAAGGCUUCAGUGUGGGUUCGCACCUUCAAGCCCAUCAGAUAAGCCACACUGGAGAGAAACCCUACAAAUGUGAGGAGUGUGGAAAGGGCUUCUGCCGGGCCUCAAAUCUCCUGGACCAUCAGAGAGGCCAUACUGGAGAGAAACCAUAUCAGUGUGAUGCAUGUGGCAAAGGCUUCAGUCGUAGCUCAGAUUUUAACAUUCAUUUUAGAGUCCAUACAGGAGAAAAACCCUAUAAGUGUGAGGAGUGUGGUAAGGGCUUUAGUCAGGCCUCAAAUCUUCUGGCCCAUCAGAGAGGCCACACUGGAGAGAAACCAUACAAAUGUGGUACAUGUGGGAAAGGCUUCAGUCGGAGUUCAGAUCUUAAUGUACACUGCAGAAUUCACACAGGAGAGAAACCCUAUAAAUGUGAAAAGUGUGGUAAGGCCUUCAGUCAGUUCUCAAGUCUUCAAGUGCAUCAGAGAGUUCACACUGGAGAGAAACCCUAUCAGUGUGCAGAGUGCGGGAAAGGUUUCAGUGUAGGUUCACAGCUUCAAGCUCAUCAGAGGUGUCACACUGGAGAGAAACCAUACCAGUGUGAGGAGUGUGGGAAGGGCUUCUGUCGAGCCUCAAAUUUUCUGGCUCAUCGUGGUGUACAUACAGGAGAAAAACCAUACCGAUGUGAUGUAUGUGGUAAGCGCUUCAGACAGAGAUCCUACCUUCAAGCCCACCAGAGGGUCCAUACGGGAGAGAGACCAUACAAAUGUGAGGAAUGUGGGAAGGUUUUCAGUUGGAGCUCAUACCUUCAAGCCCAUCAGAGAGUUCACACUGGAGAAAAACCAUACAAGUGUGAGGAGUGUGGGAAGGGCUUUAGUUGGAGCUCAAGUCUUAUAAUUCAUCAGCGAGUUCAUGCUGGUGAUGAGGGUGACAAAGACUUUCCUUCACCAAAGGAUUGAGAUAAGAGAGAAACUUUGUAAAAUGAUGUUUUGAUAUCACAAAUGGCUGCUGAAAUAUUUCAAUGACCAUAUCUGUCAUAGGCGAUGAGAUGUGUUCAUAAAAGAGAAUUUCAUCUAGAGCUUCACAUGUUACAGUGGUCCAGAGACCACACAGGAAAAGCCUCUUGAAAGUGGAGACAUAGGGACUUCAUUCAGAAUUUUGACCUUCAGCAGAUACAUGCAGACAAGAGGCUCAGGUAGGAUGAGACUGAUCUGGAGUUAACCAAAAAUGCUCAGGUGGAAAUGCCAAACUCAGUUCCACUAGAAUAUGUGCUCCAAGAGGGUAGGAACUUUGCCAAAUCUUCUCUGCCUUUUUAGUGCCUGACACAUACAUUUUCAGUCAUGUUUGAAAUUAUAGUCAUUUGAAAUUUUUAUUGUUUAUCUCUAAAAGUUUCUAUAAAAUUAUACUCAGAAGAGGAAUUCUGCAAGGCUUGGAAAACGUUUAAGUUAGCCAUAUAGGCUCAUUUUCCCAUUCCUGCAGGCCUGAAGGUUGCAGCCGAUUACAGUGUCCAGAAAACAGUUAUGUGACUAGUGAUUAGUAUUUUUGUAUGCUAACAGUACUUCAUUGAGAGGUAAUUUGCAUGCAGUAACAUGCAUAAAUCUCAAGUUUAUGGCUUCAUGAGUUUUGACAGGUAUAUACACUUAUGCAAUCAUCACCAAGAUCGAUGUAUACAAUAUUUCUGUUAAAACAAAAAUUUUCUUGUGCCCAUUUCCUGUCAAUCCCACUUCCAAUGCCAAGUAUCAUGAUUUCUAUAUCAUAAAUUAAUUAGGUCUGUUCCUGAGCAUCAUAUGGAUUUAGUAUGUAAUCUUUUGUGUUUGUUUUCUUAAGAUCACAUAUAUGAUCAUCUCAGUGGAUUCAGAGAAAACAUUUGACAAAAUUUAACAUCUAUUUAUGAUUUUAAAAUUUCUUAAGGCAUUUAUGAAAAUUCUACAAGUUAAUGUUUCUUUUUAAAUUAAGGAGUAAUUUGUAUACAGUAAAUCUGACUCUGGUAUAUCAUUACAACUUUCAGUGAUACUGUCAUGGACCCACCACCACCACCACAAUCAAGACAUUAACAGUUCUGGCACCCCCUGCCCUGAAAUUCCCUUGUUCUGUGUAGUCAGCCCCUUGUUAACCACUGACCCAUUUUCUGUCUUGAUUUUUCCAGAAUGUCAUAUAAAUGGAGUCCUACAAUAAGUA
Molecule: messenger RNA, 3285 nt
Organism: Carlito syrichta (Philippine tarsier)
Lineage: Eukaryota; Metazoa; Chordata; Mammalia; Primates; Tarsiidae
Gene: ZNF45
Product: zinc finger protein 45
Exons: 4
Coding region: 30-2066 (678 amino acids)
Biological process (GO): regulation of DNA-templated transcription
Source: RefSeq, a predicted model, not a curated record